Messenger RNA from Brassica rapa (field mustard), 3094 nucleotides. RefSeq lists its product as uncharacterized. NCBI's taxonomy places the organism in Eukaryota, Viridiplantae, Streptophyta, Magnoliopsida, Brassicales, Brassicaceae. The record is from RefSeq and is a predicted model, not a curated record.
GAGUUUUGUGCUUUCAUUUUGUUGAAGCUGAUAAUCUUCGGAAAGUUUAGGCCCAGCGAACAAAAUACUUAAGCUGAUAUCAAAGUUGCUUACAAAUGUAUGGAAGAGAACUAUGGAGCAAAGCAGGAGAACAUUAUCAUCUAUCAAUCUAACGAAUAGUGCAAAAGGAAAGAAAGGACUUGAGAAGAGGGAGGGAGUUAAAGGUCCUUUUCGGGCAGAGAGUAAACAAAAGCGGGGACGUUACUUACGUGUUAAAGCUUCAGGAAAUCUCCAACAACGCGAUCCUCUCUUCUCCUCUCCUCAACAAGAAGAAGAAGAAGAAGCGAUUCAAAUGGACAGCAACAAUGGGAGUCAAGAGAUGAGUGUGCCUGUAGAAGGGGUUGCUGGUGGAGGCACAGCUUACGGGUUUAACGACGGCGGUCUUAAUUCACAGCCUCUUAAACAAUCUACGGACCCCACAGAGGUUCCUACUUCUGAUUUGGUUCACGUCUGGUGUAUGCCCAAUACUCUUAACGUCGGUUCCCAAGAAACGCCUCGACCUCUAGAAACUAUAAACCUUUUGGCCGCUAGAAACGAGAGAGAAAGUUUUCAGAUUGCCAUGCGUCCCAAAGUUUCUUGGGCUGGCUCUACCCCUUCCGGGAGUGUUCAGGUUCAGUGCACUGACUUAUGCUCUUCAGCUGGGGACAGAUUGGUUGUUGGCCAGUCCCUAAAGUUGCGGCGAGUGGUGCCUGUCUUAGGUGUUCCUGACGCUCUGGUGCCUCUUGAUUUGCCUCUUACUCAACUUAGCUUACUUCCAGGAGAAACAAGUGUGAUUUGGGUCUCAAUAGACGUUCCUAAUGGGCAGCCUCCUGGUCAAUAUGAAGGAGAGAUUACUGUUUCUGCAAUGAAGACGGAUGGAGGCUGUUCUGAUAACUUGGGAAAGCAUGAGAAGGAUCAGCUAUGUAUGGAACUUAAGAACUGUCUGGAUAUUAUGGAACCGAUAGAAGGAAAACCCAUGGACGAAGUGGUAGAAAGAAUAAAAUGUGCAAGUUCGUCAUUAAGAAGAAUUCUAUUCUCUCCAUCAUUCACGGAGUUCAUUUCUACAAAUGGAUCCUCUGAUAUGAUGGAAGAAGAUGUUGUGUCAAACCUUGCAGUGCGUAUUAAGCUAAGAUUGACAGUUUGGGAAUUUAUUAUUCCAGUGACUCCAUCACUCCCCGCUGUCAUCGGCGUCUCUGAUACUGUAAUAGAGGAUCGUUUUGGUGUUGAACAUGGAAGUGAAAAGUGGUACGAGAAACUGGAUCUUCAUUUCAAGUGGCUUCUUCAGUAUCGGAUCAGUCCAUACUUCUGCAAAUGGGGUGAAAAUAUGCGUGUCUUGACAUACACCUCACCAUGGCCUGCCGAUCAUCCCAAGUCUGAUGAAUAUUUCUCUGAUCCAAGGCUUGCGGCUUAUGCAGUACCUUAUAGACAAGUUAUAGCAGGGGAUGAUUCAAGGGAAAUUUACCUGCGGAAAGAAGUUGAGAUAUUGAGGAGUAAACCCCACUGGAAUAAAGCUUACUUUUACUUGUGGGAUGAGCCACUGAAUAUGGAUCACUUUCAUAACGUUCGCAAGAUGGCUAGUGAAAUUUACGCCUAUGCCCCGGAUGCCCGGGUUUUGACUACUUACUACUGUGGUCCGGGUGAUGCGCCUCUUGCACCAACGCCCUUUGAAUCUUUUGUCAAAGUUCCAAAUCUGCUUCGACCCCAUACUCAGAUAUACUGCACAAGUGAAUGGGUGCUUGGUAACCGGGAAGAUUUGGUGAAAGAUAUUGUGGAGGGAUUGCAGUUAGAGAAUCGUGAGGAAUGGUGGACAUACAUAUGCCUUGGACCUACAGAUCCUCACCCAAAUUGGCACUUAGGGAUGCGUGGGACGCAGCACCGUGCAGUGAUGUGGCGUGUGUGGAAAGAAGGUGGAACGGGGUUCUUGUACUGGGGUGCAAACUGCUAUGAGAAGGCAACCGUUCCAAGCGCUGAGGUAAGGUUUAGGCGCGGCCUUCCUCCUGGUGAUGGUGUUCUUUACUACCCGGGUGAAGUUUUCUCAUCAUCCUCAGAGCCAGUUGCUUCACUUAGGCUUGAGCGUCUUCUUAGUGGCUUACAGGAUUAUGAGUACUUGAAGCUGUACGAGUCAAAAUACGGAAGAGAGGAAGCAAUGGGGCUGUUGGAGAAGACAGGGGUGUACAUGGGGCCUGAGCGAUACACUUUGGAACAUAGACCAAUCGAUGUAUUGCGGGGAGAAGUGUACAACGCAUGUAGACCUUCUUAGAGUAAUGUUAUGAGAACGUUUUUGUAUCUACUACCUAUACAGACGCUUCGUCGAUUACGCCUACUUUAUAAUAUAAUAUAUAGAACAAGAAUAAAGUCUUAGAAAAAUCCAGUUUGUUCAAAAAAAAAAGUUUGCUAAAAAAAAGUGAAUUAGUAAAAUGUAUAUAGUAGAAGGCGAAUUAAGAAUAGUCAUGCAUCAUAUUUGUAACAAUUUGACAUCGAAAUGAACAAAUUUUUCUUUCCUGCGCAUGGCUAUUUGUUAAUACAAUAUGUGAUAGUACAGAAUAAUCAAUUCAUAGCAAUAAUAAACAGAGAGAUUUAUAGCAAUAACAUAUCGAGAGAAAGGCUCGACAAAUUUAAAAAUUUUGAACUACAGGUGGAUAUUUCUAACAAACCUUGAAUCCUGACAUAGGUGUGAACCAUAUGAUACAUAGCCGAGAACAAAUGUGUAUGACUUCUUACAUGCGUAAAGACUCUUCUCAAUCAAAAUAGCUAAAUAGUUAUCCACAAUUGAGGACGACCAUACCUGAGUUAGAGCAUCUCCAACCCAACCUCAAAUCCUCAAAACUAUCUUCUAUUUUCUUUUUAGUUUUUAUAAUUAUUUAUUUUAAUAAAUACAUAUACUAAACUUAAUUUAGAAUAGUUUAAGUACACCAAAAUAAAAUAAAAUAAAAUAAAUAUUACAUAACAUUAAAAUAAAGUUUAAACAAUAUAAAAAUACAUAAAAUAAAAUUCAUACAAAAGAAAAAUACAUAAAAUAAAGUUCAUACAAAAUAAAAAUAAAUUAAACAAACUUAGCACAAAUUAAAGCAAAUUA